Staurois parvus is the source of this 394-nucleotide messenger RNA. The record is from the annotation of a GenBank genome assembly. Lineage: Eukaryota; Metazoa; Chordata; Amphibia; Anura; Ranidae.
AUGUGAUCAACUGUGUCCAAUCACAGCUGUACACAUCAGUGCCACCUGUCAGUGUUCAUCAAUGCCACCUGCCAGUCCCCAUCAGUGCCUCAUCAAUGCCACAUAUCAGUGCCUACCAGUGCACAUCAAUUCCACAUUUCAGUGCCCAUCUGAGCUGCCUUUCAGUGUCACCUAUCAGUGCCACCUAUCAAUGCCAGUCAGUGCCACCUAUCAGUGCUGCCAAUCAGUGCCAUAUGAGUGCUGCCUUUCAGUGCCCAUCAGUCAUGCCUGUCAAUGCCCAUCAGUGCCACCUACCAGUAACUCCUCAUCAGUGCCACCUAUCAAUGCCCAUCAGCGCAGCCUAUCAGUGCCCAUCAAUGCACCCUCAUUAGCGCACAAAAAAAAACCACUUAUU